Setaria italica (foxtail millet) is the source of this 509-nucleotide messenger RNA. RefSeq names its product 14 kDa proline-rich protein DC2.15. Lineage: Eukaryota; Viridiplantae; Streptophyta; Magnoliopsida; Poales; Poaceae. The transcript has a single exon. Bases 1 to 372 code for a protein of 123 amino acids. The record is from RefSeq and is a predicted model, not a curated record.
AUGGCAGGCAAGGCCUCGAUCGCGCUGUUCCUCGCCGUCAACAUGGUCGUGUUCGCCAUGGCCAGCGCCUGCGGCGGCCACUGCCCCUCUUCGACGCCGGCGUCGUUCGGCAAGUGCCCCCGCGACGCGCUGAAGCUGGGUGUGUGCGCCAACGUGCUGGGCCUCAUCAAGGCCAAGGUCGGUGUGCCACCCACCGAGCCCUGCUGCCCGCUGCUGGAAGGUCUCGUCGACCUCGAGGCCGCCGUGUGCCUCUGCACCGCCAUCAAGGGCAACAUCCUCGGCAUCAACCUCAACCUGCCAAUUGACGUCAGCCUCAGCCUCAUCCUCAACCACUGCGGCAAGACCGUGCCCACCGGAUUCAAGUGCCUCUAAGCAUUUGCAAUGUGUCUGGCAUGAGCCGAGCAUAUGCAUAUGCCAACAUUCUUUUGCUUAUUAUUCGCGUGCGUGCCGGUUUGAUCAGCUUUCGCUUUUCCGUUUUUCCUGAUGUGCCAAGUCCCUGCGUGGACGUG